Messenger RNA from Penicillium canariense, 1548 nucleotides. RefSeq lists its product as uncharacterized. The coding region runs from base 1 to 1548 and encodes 515 amino acids. NCBI's taxonomy places the organism in Eukaryota, Fungi, Ascomycota, Eurotiomycetes, Eurotiales, Aspergillaceae. The transcript has 3 exons. The record is from RefSeq and is a predicted model, not a curated record.
AUGACACAGCAGAUCGACCUAGGGCAGAGCCUGUUCCAAAAUACCGAGUCGCCGUUACAGCUCCAAUUCAGCGCAAUGGCAAACUUCACUCAGUCUUCAACACAGAUGGAUUCAAGGCCAUCCAUAAGUAUCCGUCACUGGAAAGACCUCCAGUCCCUCUGGGUAACAGAGGCCCCAGAACUCCUGCUACGCCUCUUGGUUACUGUUUGCCCCACAUUGGACAUCGCUCGGUCUACGUUUAUUGCAAGUUUGGAGGCGGACUUUUGCAAGUCAGGGGUUUGGCGCGAGCUCGGAUUUGACAUUAUCCUCAAGAGCCAUCAUACACCCGACAUCCGAGAAACGCCUGGAACCGAUUCCCUUACGUUUGGACUUUGUCGAAAAGCCACAACACCCGUCUCUGCCAAAAACAAAAAUGUGCCUCCCAUCCUGCGAAGCCCCCCAGAAGCUCAUCCCCCGUCCGAUGUCCUGACAUCCUGCCUGGCAUCAAUUGACAUACAUCUGGAAUAUGCAAACCAGGAUACCACACAACAGGUGGAAGUGCAGUUUACGGAGGAACUGAGGUACACACCUGGCACUAAAUAUGAACUACAGCCAGAGCUUUGCUUCGCAAGUUGCAACUACCCGACCGCGGCAAUUUCUGUAACGGCGUUCGCCGUCCCUACCAUUGAAGAAUUAUUGCUCCCAUUUGACCAACCUUCCGAAAUCAAUGCGGACAAUGGUCUUUUCCCCGAGAAGAGCAUACGUCAAAUGAAGCCUGCUGGCCACCUUUCGCUACAAUUUUUGAACCUGUUUGAUUUUGGUCUCCAAAAAAUGAUUAUCUCCGCUGCUACCAGAAACCCUCAAAUCAAGGUAAUCGGCAAAGAUAAUCUUCAAAGUCUAGCCAAACUCGCUCCGGCAAUAUUCAACCCUGAUUACCGUGAAGCAAUGAAACAAAGGGCUGCAUCGAUCUCCACGAUCGCAAAUUCAGUUACAUCAAUGCUUGAAAACAGCGAGAAUCCUGUCCUCCAAAGCAGAGUGUCUGCCCUACUCCGGGGGCCCACCCUCCUCGAUCAACACCCAUCAAGUGAAAAUCCACAAACGCAAAUUCUGAAGCCCACAAUUGAAGCAUCGCUGUGGAACAUCGCCCAACACAGACUUUCCAAAAUAUCUUCAAAGAGACGCACCACAUUCUUUAAUACGGUGUCCCUGCCAGGGCAAGCUUUACAUAUGAAACGCGACGAUUCUAUACUGCUAUCCACCUCAGAACAGGAGUUUGAUACCGAUGGAGAAAUCCUGGAGCUGGAUGGUCAUCCUGAUCUUCCUCUCAAUACACUUCAUGCGCGAGAGGUGCAUGAGCCCGUGUCCGAUAGCAGCAGCAUGUUGAGCUUCCAAGAGUUUUACGAUUCAAAUCUGAUGACCCAGACCCAAGCAACUCAAGAAGGUAUGAAAGGAAACGCCGACGGCUUUUGUUCUCUUCGGUCUGACUGGGAUGAUAUGAAUAUUAUACUUUCCGAUAGUAUAUAUAUGGACGAGUGUUUGGAUGAAGCCGAGCCUUUGGCAGACAUAUAA